Messenger RNA from Harpia harpyja (harpy eagle), 2852 nucleotides. RefSeq names its product SEC14 like lipid binding 1 (gene SEC14L1). Gene Ontology annotation, molecular function: RIG-I binding. Gene Ontology annotation, cellular component: cytoplasm; cytosol. Bases 139 to 2298 code for a protein of 719 amino acids. The transcript has 17 exons. The record is from RefSeq and is a predicted model, not a curated record. Gene Ontology annotation, biological process: negative regulation of RIG-I signaling pathway. NCBI's taxonomy places the organism in Eukaryota, Metazoa, Chordata, Aves, Accipitriformes, Accipitridae.
GGCGGCGGCGGCAGCGGCCGCCCGGCACCCCUCCCCCGCCGGAACCGGCGGCGGCGCUGCCCCGCGCCGGCAUGAGGCCAGAGCCCGGCCGGCCGUCGUGACGGGAGGCGGUUUGAGUUGAUCUUACUGACUGCAGCUAUGGUGCAGAAGUAUCAAUCCCCCGUACGGGUGUAUAAACACCCUUUUGAGUUAAUUAUGGCAGCAUAUGAGAGGAGGUUUCCUACGUGUCCUCUGAUCCCUAUGUUUGUAGCCAGUGACACUGUAAAUGAAUACAAGAGUGAGGAUGAAGCUAUCCACGUGAUUGAACGGCGCUGUAAGCUGGAUAUAGAUGCACCACGGCUAUUGAAAAAGAUUGCAGGAGUGGAUUAUGUCUACUUUGUCCAGAAGAAUUCUUUGAACAGACGAGAAAGGACUUUGCAUAUAGAAGCCUAUAAUGAAACCUUCUCUAAUAGAGUCAUUAUUAAUGAACACUGCUGUUACACAGUUCAUCCUGACAAUGAAGACUGGACCUGUUUUGAACAGUCAGCAAGUCUGGAUAUAAAAUCUUUUUUUGGUUUUGAAAGCACAGUGGAAAAGAUUGCCAUGAAGCAGUACACCAGCAAUAUUAAAAAGGGGAAAGAAAUAAUAGAAUACUACCUGAAGCAGCUGGAGGAAGAAGGAAUAACUUUUGUUCCUCGUUGGACUCCUCCUGUUGCAUGUAAAUUGGAGAGCAGUACAUCCCAUGCAAGACGACCUGUUUCACCUGCUAUUAAUAUACCAGACUCUGCCACAAAGGAGGGCUUGAACAAUAAGGAGAUUCUCAACACUUCAAGCAGCCCCUCAGAGCCCACAGCAGGAACGCCUGAUGACAAGCUAGAUGCAGACUACAUCAAGCGGUAUCUGGGUGACUUGACACCAAUGCAGGAAAGCUGCCUCAUUCGACUGAGACAGUGGCUCCAGGAGACGCACAAAGGCAAAAUCCCAAAGGAUGAGCACAUUUUAAGAUUCCUGCGUGCUCGGGACUUCAACAUUGAUAAAGCAAGAGAGAUCCUUUGCCAGUCGCUGACAUGGCGUAAGCAGCACCAGGUGGACUAUAUUCUAGACACCUGGAACCCUCCUCAAGUACUCCAAGAUUACUAUGCAGGAGGCUGGCAUCACCAUGACAAAGAUGGUCGCCCGCUGUAUGUGCUGAGAUUGGGACAGAUGGAUACCAAAGGCUUAGUGCGAGCUCUUGGGGAAGAGGCCUUGCUUCGAUACGUUCUUUCAAUAAAUGAAGAAGGAUUGAGGCGGUGCGAGGAGAAUACCAAAGUAUUUGGCAGGCCAAUAAGCUCUUGGACCUGUCUAGUAGAUCUAGAAGGCUUGAAUAUGCGGCAUUUAUGGAGACCUGGUGUCAAAGCAUUGCUAAGAAUCAUUGAGGUGGUCGAAGCUAAUUAUCCUGAGACUUUGGGUCGUCUUCUUAUUCUAAGAGCACCUCGAGUAUUCCCAGUUCUUUGGACACUGGUUAGUCCAUUCAUUGAUGACAACACUAGAAAGAAAUUCCUUAUUUAUGCUGGAAAUGACUACCAGGGUCCUGGGGGACUGCUGGAUUACAUCGAUAAAGAAAUUAUCCCUGAUUUUCUUGGUGGAGAGUGCAUGUGUGAAGUACCAGAGGGUGGGCUGGUUCCCAAGUCCCUCUACCGGACAGCAGAAGAGUUGGAAAACGAAGACAUAAAGCUUUGGACUGAAACAAUCUACCAGUCUGCAAGUGUCUUCAAAGGAGCUCCGCAUGAGGUUCUCAUUCAGAUUGUGGAUGCCUCAUCUGUGAUCACAUGGGAUUUUGACGUGUGCAAGGGCGACAUUGUUUUUAACAUCUUUCAUUCCAAGAGAGCCCCACAGCCUCCUAAAAAGGACUCUCUGGGAGCUCACAGUAUUACAUCUCCUGGUGGGAACAACGUCCAGUUGAUAGACAAAGUCUGGCAAUUGGGUCGUGAUUACAGUAUGGUGGAGUCCCCUCUUAUCUGCAAAGAAGGGGAGAGUGUGCAGGGAUCACAUGUGACCAGGUGGCCUGGCUUCUAUAUUCUCCAGUGGAAAUUUCAUAGCAUGCCUGCCUGUGCUACAACCAGCCUGCCUCGUGUGGAUGAUGUGUUAGCAUCUCUACAGGUCUCCUCUCACAAAUGUAAAGUGAUGUACUAUACAGAAGUAAUAGGAUCUGAAGAUUUCAGGGGAUCUAUGACCAGCCUUGAAUCAAGCCACAGUGGAUUCUCCCAGCUCAGUGCUGCCACCACCUCUUCUAGCCAGUCCCAUUCCAGCUCCAUGAUUUCCAGAUGGCGAUUUUGCUGACAACUGUAAAGAAACUGCUUCAUUCGACACUCCACAUCUGUCCAGAGGUGUCUGGCUUUGUAGACCUUUUUGAGUUGCAGUCACUUUUCAAGUCUGAAGAUCUGUAUUUUGUUUUUCACUUGAGCUGGCUCAAAAGUGGCACUUUGGGUUUUUCCUCUGUUAAUCUUAACACAUCUUUUAGAGCUCAAAGCACAUGACAGCACAAACAGCUGGGGAGAUCAAAUUCCAGAAAAACAAUAGUUAAUCCUCCUCUAAGCAAAGUGCUGUGGCAAUAUGACUUGAUCACUGCAGUCUGACUAAUUAAUUUCCCAUACCCUGGUCUUUCUUUGUGCGAUAUUAUUGCUCUUCCUUCUCUCAGCCAAUGACUCUUCUGUUGGCUUUUUUUUUCCUGUUAUCAGUGUCCUUCUGCACUUUCCUGUCUGUACUCAUGAACUACAUAUCAAAUUCUGUAAAUGUUUUGUAUACAUAAUACCUCAUUCUUGGUAAUAAAAUACAGAUAGUCUUUAAAAGAUUUUUUUAUUGUUAUCAAUAAAUGUGAACUGUUUGGAAAAAAA